Messenger RNA from Nelumbo nucifera (sacred lotus), 1441 nucleotides. RefSeq names its product protein disulfide-isomerase like 2-1-like. The record is from RefSeq and is a predicted model, not a curated record. Gene Ontology annotation, cellular component: endoplasmic reticulum. NCBI's taxonomy places the organism in Eukaryota, Viridiplantae, Streptophyta, Magnoliopsida, Proteales, Nelumbonaceae. Gene Ontology annotation, molecular function: protein disulfide isomerase activity. Gene Ontology annotation, biological process: protein folding.
GCGGAAGUGUGGAACCAUUAGACAAAUUCUUCUCCGUCUUCUUCUUUUUUUUUUCCUGUUUUUUUAAACCAGAAAGGAAUAUGGCUACUUCUCAGAUCUGGUUCACUUUCGGAACCAUAGCUCUUCUUAUCAUAUCUGUAUUUGCAGAUGAUGUUACCGUUCUGACUGUAAAGAACUUCGAAAAGGAGGUCGGACAAGAUCGUGGCGCUCUUGUUGAGUUCUACGCGCCCUGGUGUGGUCACUGUAAAAAGCUUGCUCCAGAGUAUGAGAAGCUUGGUACUAGUUUUAAGAAGGCCAAGACUGUUCUGAUUGGAAAGGUUGACUGUGAUGAACAUAAGAGUCUAUGCAGCAAAUAUGGGGUAUCUGGAUACCCUACAAUACAGUGGUUUCCAAAAGGGUCCUUGGAACCCAAAAAGUAUGAAGGACCACGUACAGCAGAAUCUCUUGCUGAGUUUGUGAAUACUGAAGGAGGGACCAAUGUCAAGAUAACUACUGUACCAUCCAAUGUAGUGGUUCUAACACCAGAUAAUUUUAAUGAGGUCGUCUUGGAUGAAACUAAAGAUGUUCUGGUUGAGUUCUAUGCCCCAUGGUGUGGCCACUGCAAACAUCUUGCUCCUACUUAUGAAAAGGUUGCAACAGCAUAUAAACUUGAGGAAGAUGUAGUAAUUGCUAAUCUGGAUGCUGAUAAAUACAAAGAUUUGGCUGAAAAAUAUGGUGUUAGUGGCUAUCCUACAUUGAAAUUCUUCCCAAAAAGUAACAAAGCCGGUGAAGACUAUGAUGGUGGCCGAGAGUUGGAUGAUUUUGUGACUUUCAUCAAUGAAAAGUGUGGCACUAGUCGUGAUGGAAAAGGACAACUAACAUCCAAAGCUGGUAUAGUUCCAAGUUUGGAUGCCUUGGUGAAGGAGUUUGUAAGUGCUGACAGUGAUGAGAAGAAGAAAGUCUUUUCUCAGAUGGAAGAGGAGGUUGAGAAGCUCAAGGGUUCACGUGCAAGGUAUGGUAAGAUCUACUUGAAAGCUGCCAAGAACUGCAUGGAGAAGAAUCCAGAUUAUGCCAAGAACGAGGUGGAGCGACUACAACGCAUGCUUGACAAGUCAAUUAGCCCAGCCAAGGUAGACGAGUUCACACUCAAGAAAAACAUCCUAUCUACGUUUGCUUCAUCUUCCAGAGGAGUCGAACAUUAAUUGACAUGUCUUAACUAUCUCUGGGUAUCCAUUACCCCGUUUUCACCCUUGUUUCAAGCCUGGGGGAGUACUGUCCUGGUAUCAACCUUGGGAAUUUUCUUGUGAUGCAGAAUCCACAUGCAGGUUUCACUUUCUAAAACAAUUCAACGAAAGAAAAAUCAGUCCGUGGGUUGCACUUUCAGCGUGUGAACAUGUGUGAAAUUGCUCAUGCGACCCUCUAAUUCUUUUUCUUUGACAAUAAUAGAACAUGAUCCCUCUCU